Molecule: messenger RNA, 2563 nt
Organism: Capsicum annuum
Lineage: Eukaryota; Viridiplantae; Streptophyta; Magnoliopsida; Solanales; Solanaceae
Exons: 9
Coding region: 705-1163 (152 amino acids)
Source: RefSeq, a predicted model, not a curated record
UACUAAGGUCAUGUCAUCAUUAAGAAAACUGAAAAUAUUUUAUGUCGUGUCUAAUAGUCUUUCACCCUUUCUUCUUCAGUCUAUUUUUAUCUCUCCUAUAAUUAGUUGGCAUAGAACUUCUCACGCUUCCUAAUUGGUGCAUUUAUCACAUUUUCUUCACAUGUAUGAAUUGUAUAUCUCAAUCUCAUUUCUCUUGCACUAUUAGAAAUUACCCCUAUUGUAAUGAAUUUUUUGGCAAUGAUUUCAAAAGCGCUACGAUAGAUGGUCAAUUGCAACAGUUCAACCAUUACAAUAAUAACCGUUGCAAUAAGGUGUCUUACAGCAACGUUUUCUUGAACCGUUUCCAUAAAGUCACCUAUGACAAUAUUUUUUUAGAAAAAAAAAAAUCUAUUGCAUGGAUUUUCAUUUUUUCCUCCCUAUUUUUUUCACAAAAUCCGCCAAAAAUUUUAAAAAUAUAUACAAAAACCUUUCACUCUCAACGUUACUCUCUCAGUUGUCAAACACCAGAACUGUAAGCGCCGUUUGUGCCGACUGCCCACUGCCUCUUCGACCGCCGCUCCGACCGUUGCUUCGAUCGCCGCUCCGACCAUUGCUCCGAUUUACAAUAGCAGACAGAUAGAAAUAAGCAGAGCCGCCAGAUCUAGUAGCUUAAUUUAAUAGGAGCUUGUAAUGAGCAACUUUGUUGUAUCAUAGCAUAGUCGCUUAUGAGGGGAUCUAUCAUGGCAGUAGCGUCAACAAAGAAAAAGAGUGUCUUUGUUGAUGGGGUAACAGGCGGAAUAAAAGUGAAACAGCUACCAUUUAUGGGGAUUAUUUGUACAGUGUUGUUUAUUGUGUUUAGGACCACUAAUUAUCUGUAUGAACAGACAGAGAUGGAGUCGAAGAUGGGCCCAUUUUAUUCUUCAAAGGAUUCUGAUAUAGAUAUCACACAUUUAAAUAGCUUGCCUCAUGGUAUUAUGCAUGCAAGGUCGGAUCUAGAGUUAAAGCCUCUUUGGUCUACAAGUCAUUCCAAGUCCAAGCUCUUUUCUUUGCCUUUGAACUUGAGCAUAAGAAGCUUCCCACUAUUACCUAAAGUCAUUCACUUUCAGUAUCAGGCUUUCGAGGGGAAAUCAAAAGCCUUUCAUUUUUUAGUCGAACCAAUAAUUGACAAGGUUCAGUUUUGCUAGACGAAGAAGGUUUUAAACUGAUAGUCAAUAUUACCAUUGGAUAUGGUGCAUCCCUCACAAUCCAACUGGAAAGGUUUUCACUAAGGAUGAGCUUGAGAUUAUUGCUGGAGCUUGCCGGACUUGGGAUAUUCUAGUUGUAUUAGACAAGGUUUAUUUCACUUUUGUCACAUUUUCUCGUGCUUUUCAAAGAAAAAGAAAAGCAAUGAAAUAAGUAUAUUUUGUCCCUUGUUUAAGCUUAUCUGCAGAAUGCAUUUUAUAAUUGCUACUCCACCGUGAGCCCCCAAAAGAAAAUAGAAGAACAGAAAAAGAGAUUCAAUUUACAGUGCUACAACUUUUCACUCCUAAAAACUUUUGGUGAAGUAUCUAUGUUCUUAUUUUAUUUGUUUGAUCAUUUUUACUAUAGUCGGCAUGCUUCUUCAACCUUUCUUUGUACCCUACCUUUUCCUUUUCAACUUAGGUUGGCAUACUAUUCCUUGAUUGAUACCUCUACGUGUAAGCUAAGAUUGCAGUGUAUUUAUACAUCAAUGGGUUUACCUGCAUCUGGAACCAAUCAUUUCCAACUUGGAACUUUAUAUCAUAACAUAUGUGUGGCUAUUGUUUCCAAAUUUAGAAAGAUCUGGAACAAACUAAUAAGAGAAUAACUAUCAUAGAAAAUGGAACGGAGUGAGUACUUUAUCUAGUUAUUUUCAGGUUUCUGGAUAGAGCAACUUGGGCAGCAGCAGUGGCGUGUCUUUCUUUUGUGCUAAACCAGCUUUGAACCCUUGAUUUUCUUCUUUUAUAGCAACGAAGAAACAAGAGCAGCUGGAUGACUAGCAGCAUCACGAAACAAACAGAUACUAGAACAGAAAAAGAAGAAUACAUGCUACGUAAAUGGAAAGGAAAAUCAUCACAAGCAGAAGGAGAAGUCAAACAACGUUCCAAUUAGAUCCCAAGUACAAGAACAAGUGUAACAGGUGAUUCAGGAUCCUAUCUUACCUCUAGCACCAGUAGAGGAGCAAGUGCACCAAGAAUUGUCAGAUUACACCACAUGUGCAUCACAACCAUCACUCAAACACGUGUAGCAAGAUCAAUCACAAUUUUCUAAUUUUGAAGCAAAUGAACAAUCUGGAGAAGGCCCUUCAAUUAACAAAAGAAAAAGAAGUGCUACACAAAUGGCAGCAAUACAUGGACGAACUGAGCAUCAACUAAUAGUGCUAAAUGAGUUGAAUCGGUCUAUUGGUCCUACUAAAGCAGUGGUCACCGAACUUGAUACUUUAUGGAAAAACUAAUGAUCAUUUGACUUUUGGAUUUAGAUUAUUAGUUUGUUGGAUAUUUUUAAUUUGAAUUAUUAUAAAUGAAAGAUUUUGCUAUGAUGUGUAUAUAAAAUUGUGUAUUAAUAUAAUUUUCUGUCUCUCUCUAUA